AUGAAGGGACUCUUGAGCGUUGCCGCCCUUUCGCUGGCUGUCAGCGAGGUUUCGGCCCACUACAUCUUCCAGCAGCUCUCGACCGGCAGCACCAAGCACGGCGUGUUCCAGUACAUCCGUCAAAAUACCAACUAUAAUAGCCCUGUGACCGACCUCAGCUCCAACGACCUCAGGUGUAACGAGGGUGGUGCCAGCGGUGCCAAUACUCAGACCGUGACCGUCCGUGCUGGGGACUCUUUCACCUUCCACUUGGACACUCCUGUCUACCACCAGGGUCCUGUCUCCGUUUACCUCAGCAAGGCCCCAGGCUCAGCUUCCAGCUACGACGGCAGCGGCACCUGGUUCAAGAUCAAGGACUGGGGCCCGACCUUCCCCGGCGGCCAGUGGACUCUCGCUGGUUCCUACACUGCUCAGCUUCCCAGCUGCAUCACCGACGGAGAGUACCUUCUCCGCAUCCAGUCCCUCGGCAUCCACAACCCAUACCCCGCCGGUACUCCCCAGUUUUACAUCUCCUGCGCCCAGAUCAAGGUCACUGGUGGUGGCAGCGUGAACCCAUCCGGUGUUGCUAUCCCCGGUGCCUUCAAGGCCACCGACCCCGGCUACACCGCCAAUAUCUACAGCAACUUCAACUCCUACACCGUCCCCGGCCCAUCCGUCUUCUCUUGCGGCUCCAACGGCGGUGGCAGCUCCCCCGUUGAGCCCCAGCCUCAGCCCACCACCACUCUCGUCACCUCUACCCGUGCUCCCGUCGCCACCCAGCCCGCUGGCUGCGCCGUUGCCAAGUGGGGACAGUGCGGUGGUAACGGGUGGACUGGCUGCACCACUUGCGCUGCUGGCUCUACCUGCAACACCCAGAACGCUUACUACCACCAAUGCGUCUAA
Molecule: messenger RNA, 882 nt
Organism: Podospora anserina S mat+
Lineage: Eukaryota; Fungi; Ascomycota; Sordariomycetes; Sordariales; Podosporaceae
Exons: 2
Coding region: 1-882 (293 amino acids)
Biological process (GO): carbohydrate metabolic process
Cellular component (GO): extracellular region
Molecular function (GO): cellulose binding
Source: RefSeq, a predicted model, not a curated record